UUAAAAGGCUACCUCAUCUCAUGCCAUGACUUCUUCAAUAAUUCAAGAUUCCUUGCCAGUACUUAGGUGUGGCGUACUCAAAACUUCAACUGCUGCCAAGUGAUCAGAUUACUCUUCCUGUAUGUGGUAAUCCUCAAGGCUAUGGAUCUUGUAAAAAAAUGAUCUUGUGUCGACAGUAGUUUAUAACGUUUUACAGUAGAACAAAAGGCAGUCAAGCAAAAGUCAGUUGGCAUGUAAAAUGUAAACGAAACAUGAGAAUAUGAGCAGAUAAGCCAGCUCGAGACUGAAACCCUAACAGAUUGAUAAUACCUCAGAAGAUGUUCUUUACCUUCGCCUUGCCGCAAAAGAUUUGCUGCCAAGUUCGAGAACAAACAAAAGAAAACCAAACGUUGGAGUUGUUACUGCUGCAAGCAUUGUUGGUUUUGGGUUACUAAUGCUCGUGCUAUUGUUACUUAUUUGGAAGAACAAAUUCAAGUGUUGUGGUUUGCCUUUAUAUGACAUUAAAGAUAGUGCCGGUGGGAUUAUAGCCUUCAGAUACACUGAUUUAGUUCGUGCUACUAAAAGCUUCUCAGAAAAGCUGGGAGGAGGUGGUUUUGGUUCUGUAUACAAGGGAGUGUUAAGUGAUACGAAGACUCCUGUAGCAGUGAAAAAGCUUGACGGUGCCAGUCAAGGAGAGAAGCAAUUCAGGGCCGAGGUGAGCUCAAUUGAACUGAUCCAACAUAUUAACCUAGUCAAAUUGAUUGGUUUUUGCUGCGAAGGUGAUCACAGAUUACUUGUUUAUGAACACAUGUUAAAUGGGUCUCUUGAUGGUCAUCUAUUUAAGAAGAGAGAUAAUGCUUCUGUGCUAAGCUGGAACAAGAGAUAUCAGAUAACACUAGGAGUUGCCAGAGGGUUAUCCUACUUGCAUCAGAGUUGCCGCGAAUGCAUUAUACACUGUGAUGUUAAGCCAGAAAACAUACUUGUGGAUGCAGCAUUUGUUCCUAAGGUUGCAGACUUUGGGUUGGCAGCUUUUGUGGGAAGGGAUUUUAGCCGAAUUCUGACAACAUUCAGAGGAACUGCAGGUUAUCUUGCCCCGGAGUGGCUUAGUGGAGUUGCUAUUAUACCGAAAGUUGAUGUUUACGGAUUCGGCAUGGUACUGAUGGAGAUCAUAUCGGGAAGGAGGAAUUUCUCACCUGAAACAUCACACAAUACUAGCAGCAGCAGCAGCAGCAGCAGUUAUGAUGUUGAAUAUUUUCCUGUGCAAGCCAUCAGCAAGCUUCACAGUGGAGAUGUGCGGAGUUUGGUGGAUCCACAACUACAUGGUGACUUCAAUUUGGAAGAGGCUGAAAGGGUUUGCAAAGUUGCAUGCUGGUGCAUCCAAGAUAAUGAGUUUGAUCGGCCGAUGAUGGGUGAAGUGGUCCGUGUUCUCGAGGGUUUACAGGAGAUUGAUAUACCUCCGAUGCCAAGACUACUUGCAGCCAUAGUGAAACAUUCUGGUGCUGCACUUCAGUGUAAUAAUAAGUAGCAGUCGAUGCUACUAAUCUUUGUAAUUUCAGACAUUUUUUAAUUGUAGUAAUGUGGAGCAGAAGGAAUAAAGGAAGGCAAAGCUUGCAGCUACUAA
Molecule: messenger RNA, 1600 nt
Organism: Lolium rigidum
Lineage: Eukaryota; Viridiplantae; Streptophyta; Magnoliopsida; Poales; Poaceae
Product: G-type lectin S-receptor-like serine/threonine-protein kinase At2g19130
Exons: 1
Coding region: 434-1504 (356 amino acids)
Biological process (GO): protein phosphorylation
Molecular function (GO): protein kinase activity; ATP binding
Source: RefSeq, a predicted model, not a curated record